This is a messenger RNA of Lagopus muta (rock ptarmigan), 2474 nucleotides long. It is a transcript of the gene MACROD2, whose product is annotated as mono-ADP ribosylhydrolase 2. The record is from RefSeq and is a predicted model, not a curated record. Gene Ontology annotation, biological process: DNA damage response; purine nucleoside metabolic process; peptidyl-glutamate ADP-deribosylation. Gene Ontology annotation, molecular function: ADP-ribosylglutamate-[protein] hydrolase activity. The coding region runs from base 151 to 1713 and encodes 520 amino acids. Gene Ontology annotation, cellular component: nucleoplasm. The transcript is spliced from 20 exons. Lineage: Eukaryota; Metazoa; Chordata; Aves; Galliformes; Phasianidae.
CGGGCGCCGCGCGGAGCCGGGCGGCGGGCGGGCGCGGAGCUGGCGAGCAGCGUGCGCGUGCGGCGGCUGCUGUCGCUGAGGCUCGGCGUCCUCUACACCCCCGUGAGCCUGGGGAACCUGCAGCCGAAAGCCGCCGCCAGCCACAGCACCAUGUACCCCGGCAACAAGCGGAAAAAGCUCUGGCGGGAGGAGAAAGAACGUUUGCUGAAGAUGACCUUGGAAGAAAGACGCAAAGAGUACUUAAGGGGAUACGUUGCACUGAAAGAUAUUCCAACGUGGAUGGAAGAAAUGAGAAGCAAGAAUGAAAGUGAUGGUGAGAAUGCUAAAGAAGAUGUGCAGGGGAAGAGAAGUCUGAGUGAGAAAGUGUCUCUGUACAGAGGUGACAUCACGCUGCUCGAGGUUGAUGCCAUCGUUAAUGCAGCUAAUUCCAGCCUUCUUGGAGGUGGAGGAGUGGAUGGCUGUAUACACAGAGCUGCUGGGCCCUGCUUACUUGCUGAAUGCCGCAACCUGAGUGGCUGUGAGACUGGACAAGCAAAAAUUACGUGUGGAUAUGACCUACCAGCAAAAUGUGCUGUGCUGGUGGUUCUGGAGGCAUUUGGCAUGGAAGGACAUCCCUGCAAGUGCCCUUUUCCUAUGGAUGCUGCUUGGAGUCAAGAUGGUGUCCUGCAAUGUCACACCAAUGUUCUAGUGGUGGGGGAUUUGCCCCUGCCUUCCUGCUGUUUCCCACAGCCACCCCCACAUGCAGCAUAUGUGAUCCAUACAGUUGGGCCGAUAGCAAGAGGGCAUCUCACUGAUACUCAUAAAGAAAAUUUGGCAAGUUGCUAUAAAUCCUCUCUGAAACUGGCAAAAGAAAACAGCAUCAAAUCACUUGCAUUCCCCUGCAUUUCGACGGGAAUUUAUGGUUUUCCAAAUGAGCCUGCUGCUGUCAUUGCCCUUAACACUACUAAGGAAUGGUUAAGCAAGAAUCACAAUGAGGUGGAUCGUAUCAUCUUCUGCGUCUUUUUGGAGGUUGACUACAAAAUUUUCAAGAAGAAAAUGGGCGAGAUUUUCCCUAUAGAUGACAAUGAAGAGACUGAAAUAAGUGAAGAGACAGAAGGACUGGAACAAAAAAGCCAGCCUCUGUCUCCCACAAAGUGCAAGGCAGAGCAGGCUGAAGAUGUGCAAGAUGAUGUUGAAGGUGGUAACAGCGCAGAGGAGAAGCAGAGUGUUGAAGAAACCGUGGGCCCAAGCCAGGAAGCAGAUGAGACGAAACCUUCCGCUGUAGCCAGCCUAUCAUCAUCAGAAGAAGCAAAGCCUAGUGAGGAUAAAGACUCCCUGAAAGUCUCCAAAGGCACGAGGGAGAGUGACCCAGCACAUCCUAUGGGGUGUGAGCAAGAUCAAGCCCAAGGACAACAGGAGGAUGCUGUGGAGGAGGAGAUGAAAACCGGGGCAGAUUCCCAAAGCUCCUGCAUGGAAAUAGAAGAGCCAUUGUUGAACCAAGAAGACACAACAGAAGAAGAGAAACCUUUGAUUCCCAGAGCAGAGGAAAAAGAAAAAGAAGGAGGAGGAGUACAAGAAGAAAAAGGAGGGAUGCAAGAGCAAGAGGAAACUUCUGCAGAGCCUAUGAAGGUUGAACUUGCAUGUGAAGCAACAGAAGCUUCGAGUAAUGACGCUGAAAUGGAUAAUCAAGUUGAAAGUAUAAAAGAUCCAAUGGAAACUGUGCCAAAAGCUUAACUAAUAGGACGAAAGAAGGAUGCAGGAGACAAGAGACCCGACAAAACCCAAAGGGCAGAAGCUGACAUCCUAUGGCAUCAUUCUUGGCAGAAGAGAGCACACAGAGGUGCUCGGUGGGUUGGGAGGGAGGGAGCUUUGGGGAAAUGACUCUUUGCUUUAAUUUCUCUUUGUUCUUCAUUGCGUUUUGUUCUGUAAACCUGUUGGAAAGAAACACAAUUUCCCAGUUCUGAUGAUGGUUUGCAAUUAUUCCUGCAAUUACAACAGUUACUUCUGAAUGACAAGUCCCUGUGUUAUAUCGGGUCUCUUUUCCUCCUCCAUCAUAUUGUUAGCCCGUCUUCAGGUCCACCCCUUUUCUAGCAUCUUUAUCUUCCUCCCCAGUUCCGAUACUGUCUGCAGGCAACUUGUGGGAGCACGUUUAUUCCCUGCCCCCCCUGCCCUGUUUUUUUAAACUGUUCCCUAGGAUACCAAUGGAGAUUUGCUUUAAGAACAUGAACUGCCACAAAGGAUUAUAAUCUACACGCACCAAUAAACAACAUCCCUCCUCGUGCUAGGGAUUUGAAAGAAGAGACUCUCCAAAAUCUCAGAUAUUGACAGAGACAGCCCUGCACGUCGCCUGCCUCCCAGCUUGUCGAUCAGCAGCUCCUGGCAACUUUUCUUAAUGCAGAGCAGUCAGCAGCUCCCAACCCAGUUGCUUGAAGAGUGGCCGGACUCUGAGGGCGCGCCGUAGGCAGAGCCUGCACAUUAACACUAUCUUCUCACUU